AUGGCUAAAGCUUAUAGAAAAGAAGAUUUUGAAUAUAUUAUGUCAAAGGUUGCUAAGAUUGAUCAAAGAGUUAAGGAAUAUCUGGAGGAUGCUGGGUAUGAAAAAUGGUCUCGGUGUCACUCGCCUGUAAAUAGAAGUAGAAUGAUGACCUCUAAUAUAGACGAAUGUAUUAACGGUUUUUUGGUUGAAGCUAGAAAACUUUCUAUUUUAGGUUUCCUUAAAGAAGUUAGAAUUUUAUUUGUCGCCUGGAAUGGUAAGAAAAACGAAAUUGCAUCUUCCACCAAUACAACUCUUGAGAGAAGAUUUGAAGAAAUACUGACUCUUAAUAGGGUUAAAGCUUUGUGGAUGACGGUUAAGCCAGCAGCUUUUGUUGAUGAUGAAGAAGUUUUGCCGCCCAAAUAUAGAAGACCGCCUGGUAGUCCAAAAAAAGAAAGGCAUUUGAAAUUAAGUGAAUCACUAUCUUCAAGUUCAAACCGUUGA
Messenger RNA from Capsicum annuum, 480 nucleotides. RefSeq lists its product as uncharacterized. Bases 1 to 480 code for a protein of 159 amino acids. The record is from RefSeq and is a predicted model, not a curated record. NCBI's taxonomy places the organism in Eukaryota, Viridiplantae, Streptophyta, Magnoliopsida, Solanales, Solanaceae. The transcript is spliced from 3 exons.